Messenger RNA from Metschnikowia bicuspidata var. bicuspidata NRRL YB-4993, 579 nucleotides. RefSeq lists its product as uncharacterized. The transcript has a single exon. Lineage: Eukaryota; Fungi; Ascomycota; Pichiomycetes; Serinales; Metschnikowiaceae. The record is from RefSeq and is a predicted model, not a curated record. Bases 127 to 510 code for a protein of 127 amino acids.
AAUUUAAUUCGUCCAUCCCUCGAAUAAGUCUCCUUUGGUGGGUAAGUGAGUCAUUUUAGAGGGAUUAGAAGGACUAGAGGGCAUACUUUCAUAAGCCUGCCUCGUCCACGAGUGUAUAACUUGAGGAUGGUGGAGAUGAAAUUUUCAAAGAUGUUAAGUUCUCCAAGUAGAUGUCUAAGGGGCCAGAAUUUCAUUCGUGCUUAUGGGUUUGGCAAAUUUGAGCUCGUGCCACCUUACUUGGAUGUUUCACAGCUGUUGCUAGUACGGAUUAGGAAAGUGUCUGCUGUGUCUCCGUUGUUGGAGUCUUUUAGAGAAACAUCAUAUUAUAGGGAGUCACUAGAGAGAUGUAAAACCCCGCCAUUAAAGAAAAACUAUGGAGAAAAACCUAUAAUAGAUCGCAACAUUGGCUCAGGUGAGAAGGCGCAAGCACCAAUUCACGAAAUCUCCCAACGAGAACGUGAUCUCAGAAAGACUUCUGUCCAUAUUUACCACUUAAAUAAAAUUAGCUAAACGUCAUCGUCCCAUAUGAUAUGUUUUCCUGAGGGCCCGUGACCAUGGCUAAUUGGACAAGGCGGCAAA